Molecule: messenger RNA, 1132 nt
Organism: Jatropha curcas
Lineage: Eukaryota; Viridiplantae; Streptophyta; Magnoliopsida; Malpighiales; Euphorbiaceae
Source: RefSeq, a predicted model, not a curated record
UCCUCAAUCAAAACAGCUACAAACUUCUCCUUCAACCGGAAAAGUUACUUUCUUUUUGGUGAAGUUACUUUCUUGUCGCAAGAUAGUAAUGUUCUUGCUCCUGAAGAAAUUGGUGAAGUCACAGCAGAAGAAGAAUUAAGAGUAAAACUAAAAUCAAAAUCGAAUUUGGGGGUCAGUGUCCAAGGUUCUUGCGAUGGCUUGGUUUUACUUGCGUUUUCAUCUGGUUCUUGUGAGAAAACUAGCAUUUCAAUUCUUUGGAAUCCGUCUACCAGAGAAACUAGAGUGAUUACAAACCCUCCUCUUGAUCCUGAUGGGACCAAAUGGAAACAUGGGUUCGGGUAUGAUUCCUCCAUUGAUGAUUACAAACUGCUGAGAAUUUUUCUCCCUGCAAAUGAAAAAGGAGAAGGACUCAUCUUCAGAAUAUUUGCACUUAGAACUAAUUCUUGGAAAACAAUUGAUCACCAAGACUAUUAUCAGUUGAAAGGUAAUGUUGGGUUACCUAACAGGCCAAUCCUAUUCCUGAAUGGAGCACUACACUUUCUAGUUAAGCAUAAACCGGCAGGUUCAAGUGCAAUAAUCUCUUAUGAUUUAUCAGGCAACAAGUUCCAAGAAACAUUGUUGCCUGAGUCAGAUAAGUGUAUAUUCAGCGGAAUUAAAUGAAAUUGAUGGAAGUAUAUGUUUGAUUGAACCCAGAAAUUCAAGUAGAACCACUAUAAUUCGGGUAAUCAAGGACAAGGAAUAUGAGUCUAUAAAGAUGAUAAAGCUGAAGUAUCCUUUAUACAUCUCACCAAUUCGUUUAUUCAUCAAUGGUAAACUUGUCUGGAAAAAGUUUUCACAAAGUAAGAAGCUUUAUAUUUCCGAUUUGGAAGAACGUUCAUGCAAGGAAGUAGCUUUGGCUGGUAGCUCUGUAAUGUACUGUGGUAGAACCGCUUAUGUGUAGAGCCUGAUAUCUCCCUAUUAUUAUUUACACCCAAAUUGAUUUGAUUUCGUCAAGGUUUUUUAGAAGGCAAUAGGGUUGCUGGUUUUUUUAGCUAGAAGGGAUUACAUGUUUUAGAGAGGCCAUUUUUCUUCUGUUCAAAGCUUUAGUGAAGCUGAUGGGAUUGAAUACUAUAUGCUCUUGACAAAUUUUUUA